AUGGGGGCUCGAGCGAUGGAAACAACUCGGGAACUGGAAAGCACCUCUAUAAAGUAUCAAAUAGGAGGACAUGCAGAGAAAAUGUGGCAACGGCUCAAAGGAAUAUUAAGAUGCUUGGUAAAGCAGCUGGAGAAGGGUGACAUUAAUGUGGUGGAUUUAAAAAAGAAUAUUGAAUAUGCAGCAUCUGUGCUGGAGGCAGUUUAUAUUGAUGAAACCAGGAAGCUUUUGGACACUGAGGAUGAGCUCUCUGACAUCCAUUCGGAUUCGGUCCCGCUGGAAGUGCGGGACUGGUUAGCUUCUACAUUCACAAGGGAAAUGGGAAUAGUGAGGAGGAGACAUGAAGAAAAACCCAAAUUCCGAAGCAUUGUGCACGCUGUACAGGCUGGGAUUUUUGUAGAAAGGAUGUACCGAAGAACUUCUAGCAUGGUUGGUUUGGCUUACCCAGCAGAUGUGAUAGUAACAUUUAAGGAUGUUGAUAAAUGGUCCUUUGACGUAUUUGCCCUAAAUGAAGCAAGUGGAGAGCACAGUCUGAAAUUUAUGAUGUAUGAGCUGUUUACCCGAUAUGACCUUUUGAACCGUUUCAAGAUCCCUGUUCCCAAUCUUAUUUCAUUUGCGGAAGCUCUUGAAGUUGGUUAUAGCAAAUACAAAAAUCCAUAUCACAACUUGAUCCAUGCAGCUGACGUUACUCAAACUGUGCAUUACAUAAUGAUUCACACUGGUAUCAUGCACUGGCUCACAGAACUGGAAAUUUUAGCAAUGAUCUUUGCAGCUGCCGUCCAUGAUUAUGAACAUACUGGGACCACAAACAAUUUUCAUAUUCAGACAAGGUCAGAUGUUGCAAUAUUGUACAAUGAUCGUUCUGUUCUUGAAAAUCAUCAUGUAAGUGCUGCUUAUAGACUCAUGCAAGAAGAAGAGAUGAACAUCCUGACAAAUUUAACCAAAGACGACUGGCGGGAAUUGCGUAGCUUGGUCAUUGAGAUGGUCUUGUCUACAGAUAUGUCAGGUCAUUUCCAACAAAUUAAGACGAUGCGACAUACUUUACAGCAGACAGAGGGGGUAGACAAAGCCAAAGCCAUGUCUUUGAUUCUACAUGCAGCAGACAUAAGCCAUCCAGCAAAAUCCUGGGAACUGCACUACCGGUGGACCAUGGCCCUGAUGGAAGAAUUUUUUCGACAGGGAGACAAGGAGGCUGCUUUAGGUCUUCAAUUUUCCCCACUCUGUGACCGCAAGUCUACUUUGGUUGCUCAGUCCCAAAUAGGUUUCAUUGAUUUCAUUGUAGAACCAACAUUUUCUCUUCUUACUGACUCGAUGGAGAAAAUUGUUAUGCCUCUUAUAGAGGAAGCAUCAAAAUCUGAAAGUCCUGCACUUGGGGCACCCAGCCAAAAUAGUUUGGGAGCAGUAAGCAAUGCUGAAGCACAAAGACGACCCGGUUUUAAAAGUACAAGUGAUGGAGGGACUCACACAGAAAAUUCUCUAGCAACUGUAGACCUAACAAGCUUUAAGGCCAACUUGAUGAAGAUCAUACAAGCAAACAAAGAAAGAUGGAAAGAAUUAGCAGUAGAAGGUGAGCCUAAACACUGUAAGAAGUCAGAAGAUAUAUUAAAAGCCACUGAGCAGAAAGAAGCACUGAUAGAGAACUAG
Nestor notabilis (Kea) is the source of this 1641-nucleotide messenger RNA. RefSeq names its product phosphodiesterase 1A, calmodulin-dependent (gene PDE1A). The transcript has 14 exons. Gene Ontology annotation, biological process: signal transduction. The record is from RefSeq and is a predicted model, not a curated record. NCBI's taxonomy places the organism in Eukaryota, Metazoa, Chordata, Aves, Psittaciformes, Psittacidae. Gene Ontology annotation, molecular function: 3',5'-cyclic-nucleotide phosphodiesterase activity. The coding region runs from base 1 to 1641 and encodes 546 amino acids.